AUGAAGAGAGGCAGGAUCGCCAAGAGUGAGAAGUUUCCCAAUCCCCUGCGAGUGACUCCCAGCCACUUCCAUGCCACCCCCGGCAGCGAUGAUCUCUCCUCGACCCUGAACGGAGAGGCUUCCCCGCCCUGCACCUCGCAGGAUGGUGGGCACGGCGAACCUGAGAGGUUCCCCCUCGGGGUUGCCGUGGCGGUCAUUAGCCUGCACGUGCCAUCAGGCACGAUGAUCAAGAAGACGUCCACAGUGGAGAAGGCGGAGGCGAUGGCCCCGCUGCCGGUGUUUUUGAAGGCUAUCGUGCAGGAGGCGACAUGUAAGCUUUGGAAUGCUCGUUCCAUGGCAUCAAUGAAGGUAUUUUCUGUGACCAGUGAUGUUGGUACUGAGGGUGAGGUGGCGCGUGUGCGGACGACCGAGCUGUCCGCAGCACGCAACAUGAGCAGGGAGGAGCGGUGGAGCUUGGCCGGCAAGACGGCGCUCGUCACCGGAGGAACCAAAGGCAUCGGGCGCGCGAUCGUGGAGGAGCUCGCCGGGUUCGGCGUCCGUGUGCACACCUGCGCUCGGAGCGACGCCGACGUGCGGGAGCGGCUGCGCGGGUGGGACGCCGACACCAACGCUGGGCGGCUGCGCGCGCGCGUCACGGCCUCCGCCUGCGACGUCUCCGUGCGCGGCGACAGGGAGGCGCUCAUGGCCACGGCCCAGGCCGAGCUGGGGGGAAAACUGGACAUCCUCGUCAACAACGCCGGCCAGACGAUGUUCCGCCCCGCCACGGAGAGCACGGCGGAGGACUACGCCCGCCUCAUGGCCACCAACCUGGAGUCGUGCUUCCACCUCUCCCAGCUCGCACACCCGCUCCUCGUCCUCGCCGGCGGCGGAGUGGUAGUCAACGUCUCCUCCCUCGCUGGGUUUAUUGUCUACCCUCAGCUUUCGGUGUACUCGGCGACCAAGGGCGCCAUGAAUCAGCUCAGCCGGAGCCUCGCCGUGGAAUGGGCGCGUGAUGGCAUCCGCGUCAACUGCGUCGCGCCGGGAGGCAUCCGGACGGACAUCAUGAGCAGCAGCGGCAUCACGCUUGACCCGGAGGUGGCGCGGGGGAUGGUGGAGGCGGAGAUCGCGCGCGUCCCCUUGGACCGCAUUGGCGAGCCCGAGGAGGUGGCGUCGCUCGUCUCGUUCCUAUGCAUGCCGGCCGCAUCUUACAUCACCGGGCAGGUCAUCUGCGUCGACGGUGGCCGCACCAUAGCCGCCUAG
Lolium rigidum is the source of this 1239-nucleotide messenger RNA. Its product is annotated as noroxomaritidine/norcraugsodine reductase-like. Gene Ontology annotation, molecular function: oxidoreductase activity. NCBI's taxonomy places the organism in Eukaryota, Viridiplantae, Streptophyta, Magnoliopsida, Poales, Poaceae. The transcript has 3 exons. The record is from RefSeq and is a predicted model, not a curated record. Bases 1 to 1239 code for a protein of 412 amino acids.